Molecule: messenger RNA, 2348 nt
Organism: Fopius arisanus
Lineage: Eukaryota; Metazoa; Arthropoda; Insecta; Hymenoptera; Braconidae
Gene: PNPase
Product: polyribonucleotide nucleotidyltransferase 1
Exons: 4
Coding region: 12-2312 (766 amino acids)
Biological process (GO): mitochondrial RNA 3'-end processing; mitochondrial mRNA catabolic process
Cellular component (GO): mitochondrion; cytosol
Molecular function (GO): 3'-5'-RNA exonuclease activity; RNA binding; polyribonucleotide nucleotidyltransferase activity
Source: RefSeq, a predicted model, not a curated record
AUGCCGGCACCAUGGCAUCAAUAACAACAUUCAGGUUAAUUCGUUGUAGAAAAUUUGAAUAUUCUCACAUAAAACGUCAAAUUAGGAUAACAAAUGGUGGAGUCCAUCAACCCCGGAUGUCAUCGUCUUUCCCAAAAGCAUCGGAGGUCAAUGUAUUAUUGUCCCAUGGGUCGUCGAAGCGGUCAUUGGGGAUAUCGACAGGUCAACUGGCGAAAUUCGCUGACGGGUGUGGUGUCGUGACCUCCGGGGACACUUCAGUGAUGGCGACAUGCGUGAGUAAAACGCACAGUCCAUCGACGAGUGGUUUCCUUCCUCUGGUGGUGGAUUAUCGGCAGAAAGCAUCUGCAGCGGGUAGAAUUCCAACGAAUUUCCUCCGUCGAGAGCUCGGCCCAACCGAGCACGAAAUCCUCACGAGUCGUUUGAUAGAUCGAUCCCUUCGGCCUCUUUUCCCCGAGUCCUACAAUUUCGAUACCCAGGUGAUGUGCAAUAUCCUGGCGAUCGACGGUGUAAACGAUCCCGAUGUUCUCGCAAUAAAUGCAGCAUCGGCAUCACUCGCGCUGUCUGACAUCCCGUGGUCAGGACCAGUGGGUGCAGUUCGUGUGGGUUACCUGGACAACGAGAUCCUGGUGAACCCGACGCGUCACGAGAUCCAGAAGAGUUCCCUGAACCUCAUAAUCGCGGCGGCGGGACAGAACCUCGUGGUGAUGCUCGACGGAUGUGCAAAGGCAAUUCUAGAGCAGGAUCUCAAGAAAGCAAUAAAAGUUGGGGUGAAGGAGUGCCAGGGGAUAAUCUCUGGGAUCUCAGAGCUAGCGAGGAUACAUGGGAAGGAGAAACGUGCCCUGGAGGAGGGGCCGAGAGUGAGCGAGGAGCUGAGCGCAGCUGUGAGGGCCCUCUCGGAGAUCAAAUUGAGGGACAUCUUCACGGACUACUCCCACGACAAAAUCUCCAGGGACAAUGCUCUGAAUAAUCUCAGAACUAGUGUUCUCGAGACGAUGAAGAGCAGUGUAUCAGAUCUAGAUCUGCCGAGGGUUGUGGAGGCCUUCGGGAUGAUCUCGAAGGAGAUCUUCAGGUCUCUGAUAUUCGAGAAUGACUUGAGGUGCGAUGGGCGGAGAUUAACAGAGCUGAGACAUAUCUCCUGCCAGGUCGAUCUUUUCAAGCCUCUCCAUGGCUCCGCCCUUUUCCAGAGGGGCCAGACCCAGGUCCUCUGCACUGUAACCCUCGACUCUCUUCACAGCGCCCUGAAGAUGGACACCAUUUCAAUGCUGGCGAGUGGAAUAAAGGAAAAAAAUUUCUUUUUGCAUUAUGAAUUUCCUCCUUAUGCUACCAAAGAGACCGGUAGGACUGGACCCAUUGGCAGGAGAGAAAUGGGACAUGGGGCCCUGGCUGAAAGAGGUCUCAGGCCUGUUAUCCCUGAAGACUAUCCUUUUACUGUUCGUUUGACUAGUGAAGUCCUCGAGAGCAACGGCUCCUCGUCGAUGGCCUCCGUAUGUGGAGGCAGUCUCGCUCUUUUGGAUGCUGGAGUUCCCAUCUCGACAGCUGCUGCUGGAGUCGCUGUUGGAUUGAUCACCAGGUAUGACCAGAACAAACAGAUCGAGGACUACAGGAUCCUCAUUGAUCUUCUGGGAAUCGAGGAUUAUCUCGGUGACAUGGAUUUUAAAAUAGCUGGAACGAAAAAGGGAAUAACAGCGCUCCAGGCAGAUGUAAAAAUUCCGGGUCUCCCUCUGAAAAUAGUGAUGGACAGCAUUAGUCAAGCGACAUCAGCUAAGGGUGAAAUCCUGGGGAAAAUGAACGCCGUAAUAUCCUCCCCUCGGAUGGGUAAAAAAAAUAUGCCGAUUAGCACGACAAUAGAGGUGCCUGUGCACCAACGGGGCAGGUUCCUGGGGAUUGGAGGAUCAAACUUGAAGAAGAUUCUCGUGGAGACUGGAGUCAGUAUUCAUCCACAGGAGGAAAAUGCCUACAGCCUGUUCGCACCGAACGAGACAGCGAUGGCAGAGGCCAAGGAGAUGAUCUCAUCGAUUCUAAUCGAGGAAAAAGCACCUGAACUGGAGUUCGGUGGAAUCUACACAGCAAAAGUCGUGGAGAUUCGUGACGCCGGAGUGAUGGUGAUCCUUUACCCAAAUAUGCAUCCAGCAUUGCUCCAUAAUUCUCAGCUGGACCAGCGAUCAGUGGUUCAUCCCAGUGCCCUGAACAUAGAAAUUGGUCAAGAGUUCCAGGUGAAGUAUUUCGGGAGAGAUCCCGUCUCCGGGACAAUGCGAUUAUCUCGAAAGGUCCUCCAAGCACCCACUGGCAUCGCCAAAAAUUACACAUCGUGAGAGACUAUUUUAUAUUGUAAAUAAUCUGUAAAUAAA